Scatophagus argus is the source of this 6162-nucleotide messenger RNA. RefSeq names its product solute carrier family 39 member 6 (gene slc39a6). The coding region runs from base 744 to 3101 and encodes 785 amino acids. Lineage: Eukaryota; Metazoa; Chordata; Actinopteri; Scatophagidae. Gene Ontology annotation, molecular function: zinc ion transmembrane transporter activity. The record is from RefSeq and is a predicted model, not a curated record. Gene Ontology annotation, cellular component: membrane. Gene Ontology annotation, biological process: zinc ion import across plasma membrane; intracellular zinc ion homeostasis. The transcript is spliced from 12 exons.
CAAAAGUCCAAAAGCUGGGAGAGGAUGUAUGUUCUGUGUUGCAUCAGUCCCAGCUGCCCACCCACAAACUCCUGCUGCUCCAGAUGAUCAGUACAAAUACAGCUCAGCAUGAGCCUGGUACAUCUACAGAGGGAGUGGCUCCUCUUCCUCGAAGUCUGCCAUGUCACGCCGCCAUGUUUCCACGGUGGCCCACAAAGGGCCCCGAGUGGACGACGAGUGGCCCCUGACAGGGGAGAAAUGUCCAACCUGCUGCAGUUUAAAUGAAAAUGUUUAUUAAUUUGAUCACAUUCUUGCAUUUUUAUUAUCAUAUGCGUUGUCCACGGCAUCAAGCUCACAAUGCACAGCUCACAUUGCACUCAUAAUAGCAAAUAUUUUAAUGACAGAUGUAAAAAUAAAACCCUUUUGUUUCAUACGGUGAAAAGCUUCUAUUGAGGUACGCGGCGUUUUCAUAUGCAAAUGGGACUUAAGCCCCCCUCAGGGAUUUGGUCCACGGAUGUACUACAGCGGUGCUUACGUCGACUCUACAUUUUCCCUCCUUCUGCACGCUAUGUCUGUCAGAUUUCCGGCAGCCCCUGAAGGCGACAUAAACCACAUCCUUUUAGACUUCAUUUCCAGAACCGAGGAGGACCGAGCGGCACCGCGAAGCGUUCGCACGUCACCGGGAGCGGAUAAAAACAACCCCCGGGUCCACUCAGUGAAUGUGAAGCGUCAAGGACGUCCUGCUUUUCCCAGCAGAGUGGACGAUGAGGACGGAGGAGAUGAAGAGACGAGCCGCUGUGGCCGUGAUGUUUCUCAUCACUGCGAGUCUUUCCGGCAGCGGCGGCUCGGUGGGUUCGGAGUGCAGCCCGUCCAGCAGUGAGACAAACGGCGCGGUGCGUUUACUGUCCGCUGUGGUCGACUCGCAGAGAGCUGAGCUGAGCCAGAGACAACACCUGGAAGCUCUUUUCAACAGAUAUGGAGAAAAUGGCACCAUCUCUCUGGCCGGUUUAAAGCGUCUCUUACAAAACGUGGGUUUGGAUCGCAUCAGGACUGGUAUGGUGCAACAUCAGGAGCAGCCAGGCCACCAUGACCACCACCACCACCACCACCAUCAUCAUCAUGUCCACCAUCAUGAAGGCCACCAUCACCACCAGAAUCAUGAUGAAAACAACUCUCAUGACCAGAAACACGUCCACGCCAAACCCUCACAUCCCAGAAAGUUUCCAAAGAGUCCUGAAGUCUCCAGAGACAAGGACAUCCAUCACAACCUGCACGACAAAAAGAGCAUGGUGGCAGCUCAGGAGGUCGACACCACGGCGGCGUACAGCGCCCAGCUGGUGGUGCAUCCGGAUGAUAAGACAAAAGACAGCAGUCCAGACACCACCAGGAUGUCUUCUGGGAGACUGGUCACUGAAAGCCAGACGCAGACAGCUCUAGUCAACCAGGGGGAUGACCACGACCACGACCACGAUCACGAUCACGACCACGACCACGACCACGAUCACGAUCACGACCACGACCACGACCACGACCACGACCACAACCACGACCACGAUCACGACCAUGAGCAAGACCACACAGACCAGGAUCUUCCUCGAAACCGAAGUGCAGACGGUGUAGGGUGUCUGAACGCCUCCCACAUCCUCUCCUCACACGGGAUGUCUCUGAAGGUGGGAGUGACCCCCAGUGACUUCAGCUUCCUGUGCCCCGCCCUCCUCCACCAGAUUGAUGAUGGAGUGUGCAUCCUACACGGGGAGAGAGACCAUAGUCACAGUCACCAUGGAAACCACAACAGCUCACACCGCGACCACAGCAAGCGCGCUGCUGGAGAAACUGGCAAAAGCAUCGCGAUAGCGUGGGUCGGCGGCUUCGUCUCCAUCACCGUCAUCAGCCUGCUGUCCCUGCUCGGCGUCGUCCUCAUCCCGCUCAUGAGCAGAGUUUUCUUCAAGUUCCUCCUCAGCUUCCUGGUGGCGCUGGCUGUCGGCACGCUGAGCGGCGAUGCCUUCCUUCACCUCAUCCCUCACUCCCAGGGAGGCCACCACCACCACCACGAGGACUCAGAGGAACAUCACCUCCACAGUGAGCCAGAGGAAAACCUGGACGCUGUGUGGAAGGGCCUGACGGCUCUGGCUGGAGUCUACUUCAUGUUUCUGAUCGAACACUUCCUGACGCUGGGAAAAAUGUACAAAGACAAGAAACAAAAGAUCCAGAAGAAGUGGGAUCAGAACGACAAAGCGGAUCCAGAGAAGCAGCCUGCUCUGGAGGAGAACGACCUGAAGCCACCCGAAGAUGUGGAGACCAAUGGUGCCGGGAUGUUUGGCGACCACUCCAGCAGCCUGCACGGCGGCGGUGGCGGCGUUGCAGAGGAAGAGCAGGUGAUGCUGGCGCCGCAGGUGUCCAUUGUCUCUCCGCAGGAUUACGACGGAGCGUCGGGGUCUGCGACCUACACCGCCCAGGACUGCGAGAACAAAUGCCACUCCCACUUCCACGAUACGGUGGGGCAGGCCGACAGCAUGCACCACCACCACCAUGACUACCACCACAUCCUGCACCACCACCACUCCCAGAACCACCACCCUCACAGCCACUCCCACUCCUACUCCGAGCAGCACUUCCAGCAGGCCGGCGUGGCCACGCUCGCCUGGAUGGUCAUCAUGGGAGACGGGCUGCACAACUUCAGCGACGGCCUGGCCAUCGGAGCUGCCUUCACUGAGAGUCUGUCCAGCGGCCUCAGUACUUCUGUGGCUGUUUUCUGUCACGAGCUGCCUCACGAGUUGGGUGACUUUGCGGUGCUCUUGAAGUCCGGUAUGACAGUGCGUCAGGCCAUUCUGUAUAACGUGUUGUCCGCCAUGAUGGCCUACUUUGGCAUGGUGACCGGCAUCUUGAUCGGUCAGUACGCAGAGAACAUCUCCAUGUGGAUAUUCGCGCUGACAGCUGGACUCUUCAUGUACGUGGCUCUGGUGGACAUGGUGCCUGAGAUGUUGCACAACAACGCCGGAGAUCACGGCUUCAGCCACUGCGGCUUCUUCCUGCUGCAGAACGCCGGCAUCCUGCUGGGCUUCUGCAUAAUGCUGCUAAUCGCCAUUUUUGAACACGAAAUCAAGCUGGACCUGGGCUACUGAGGGACACACUGAGACACGUGCUUCGUCUCAGUGUGUCCCUCAGAAGUCGAAUGUUUAGAGGAGGAACACAGAAAUCAGAUGCCAUGUUGAGUCCUCUCCCUCUCUGACGUGAACCCAGGCUUCUUUUGCCACCAGUUUUGUUUAAAGCCCUUUUUGUCGUUCUGUUUUUGUGUUUGAAGUGUUUGUGCUGCAGAGUCCAAUCACAGCAGUGUUCCCAGAGUGCCAUAAGAGCAGCCUCAGUGUUAGCACAACAUGCUGGGUCACAGCUGACACACAAGUCGCUCCUUUAAGUCCCACCAGGUGAAUAAUGAGGUGAAAAUGAUCCAUCUUAUCCUGUUUGCUAUAAAUUGCUUGCUAUGUCCAGCCAAACAUAUUCAUAUUCCAUUUUAGAAGCUGGGACCAGUAACUCUUUAACGUUUUGUCUCGGAGCAACAACUAUUAUUCGUGUUUGUAACUGAUGGGUUCUGAGAGUCAGUCCAGUUCAUGCUGUGUUGGCGCCCCCUUGUGUUUGUUGUUGCUUACUGCAACCAUGAUGAUAAGCUAUGAAACAGUUUCAUCACUUCAAAAUGAUAGUAGAUAGUAUAGCAGAGACUUGCUGCCCACUGCUGCCAAGUCCUCCUGAAUCACAGCCGCUGCAGAUGAAAUGUGAAAUGUGAGCAGUGCGAGUGCUGAUCUGGGAGCAGAUGUGAUAAAGUUGUUGCGUUAAAAAUGGGACGGUGGCGGGUCUUGAUGUGGUUCUUUGAGCUGACGGCACAGGCGUUCUGACGUGUGUUGUGCUGCACGGACGAGCAUCCGUCCAUUAAAUCAACCAGCCUGAUGAAGGGAAAUUAAAUCUCAGUGUUGAUGUUCUGAGCGGCAGAAAGCUGUGAAGGAUUUGGACUGGGUCAGUCCACCAUCCAGCUCACCCAGAAUGCAGAAAACGUCUGUUAAAGUCAUGAGACGUUGCAGAAUCCUACAGCUCGACUCACCAGCCGUGAAUCUUUGAAGUUUGGUUCUCAGAGCUGAAGUUCCAUCAUUUUUCAGCUUCUUUGCUUGUGUUUUCUGAGCGUCACUGAUGGCUUGUUUUUCACUGGAUUGGGUUGAAAUUUAUACCGAACCUCCAGGAAACCCUGAGGAUCAUCUGCAGCACAUCAGCCAUCAGAGACCACAUUCAUAAAAGCCAGAAGUAAAGAUGUUACAGUGACGCUGCGUCAUUUAAUCAUUUUUAAAUGGUUUCUCGUGCUUUUCUCUGGCUGUACUAUCACAGUGCUUCACUCUCUGUGUGACUUCAGGUUUUUCUAUCUUUGUGUUUCCUGUCGAACCCGUUUUUCAGGAAGUUGGCUUGUUUCACUUUGGUUUGUUGCGUGCUGGAUUUAAAAGUUCAGAACUAAAAAUGUAUUUGGAGCAGAACUGUAGGAUUUCUGCAAGGUCCUGUGAAUAUACAGGAAAUCUUUAGUUUUUAAGAAGAUCCACUACAUGAAGUGGGCUCCCUGUGAGCUGGUGUGGAACAACCCUGGAAAGUUUACUCACUUAAAAUGAUGAAAGUGAUGAGUGCAAAACUCUGAUCGUUUUUGUUGCUCUCACUGAGCAUCUGGUGUCAAGUUUCGUCUGUUACAUUGUGUUAUUUUCUAUUUAGAACAAGGAUUGUCAUGUAAAACAAGCAGCCACUUGUUUAGGACGUUUAUUUCUGUUGAUUGUUUAUUGAAAUAUGAAAAUGCUGGACAGGAGUGAGUCGCGUCACGACUUGAGAUCAUCUCGAUGUGGAGUCGAUGAGGGCAGCACUUCAAAAUGUUUUAGAUGACCGUGAUUCAAAUAAGCAAGCUGUACCUCGAGGGUGAGUUUGUCCUCUAGAGGGUGCUGUUUCCUUUUGCCUUACAGCCUAAACUGUGGGCAGUUCGACCUGUUGUGGAGCUGAACGGGAUCUGCGUGCCAAUAAAAACUGUUGCACUUAUUGAAACACGUGUGGCUAACCUGCAGGCCAGCAGCGUUCUGUGAGCUUAGAAGCGCCUGCAGACGUGUUGACGCGGUGAUGAGGAUGUCUGAGCGCAGAUCCACAACAAGCCGUCAGGCAGCGGCCGUUCGGGCCUUUGCCGGCCUGCUGUUUAGCACAGGUGGUCACUCAUCACCUGAACAUGAACGUCAGCUGUAGAACGAGCGUGUUGAGUUAGUGUUGGAGGAACUUUGACAGUUUGGUUUUCUGUCAUCUUUAAUUUCCGUGACUUUUCUUCUGCUUCCACAGCCUGACAGCCUCAUCACUGUGUUCAGAGCAUCAGAGUGAGCUGGUGUUGGUGUAAACACGACCUCAGUAAUGUGGAGGAUCUCUUUCCUCUCAGCUAACACUUCACUCUCACGGUGAGUCGAGGUGUGACAGGAUGUUUGAAUUUUUUUGCACAGCUGCUUCCAUCCUUUCUCACGUCUCCCAUGCGAGAUGGUCUCAAACCGCUGAAAUAUUUAAACAGUGCUGCGUCUGACUCGACCGACCGACCAACACAUGCUGUUGUGCGAAUCCCUGAGCCUUCUGCUCCGUGUGAGAGAAAAGGCAGAUUCAGCGUGUGGCAUCAGUGAAGGGCUAAGAAGCCGACAAAUUAUGGCAACUAAAAGGAGAAACUCUGCACAUCCACUGUUUGCUGUGUUUUUUAAAAUUUGUUUUUAUUGUAUUUAAUUGUAAAACUCAAUGUGGCAGCUCGACACCCUCACGAAAAAGUCUCACAGACGUUCAAAAUUUGAAUGGUUUUCUGCAUUUGUUGCUGUGUUUAAGAAGCUGCUCCGAUGUUUAGGUCAAAUAAAAUUCCCUCACGGGUCGUGAGAAAAAUUAUUUGUUCACUUUUUAAAGUUUAACUGCUCAAGAAAACCACAGAAAGCAAACCUCAGUGUGUGUAUUACAUGUACAAUACUGCACAAGUGUGUGUUUCAGUAGUUCACUGUGUGCUGUUUGUUGUGACGUGUCCUGCAGAGGAAGUUUCAGUGUGGAUUUUGUCAUGUGUGUUGAAUCAGACUGCAGAGACCUUCAGGCAGCUGCGACGUUGACUCUUUUUGUUCUCUGACAUUCCUGAACACAAAUAAACUCGUUCGCCAUCCUUCA